Messenger RNA from Ruditapes philippinarum (Manila clam), 2926 nucleotides. Its product is annotated as usherin-like. The record is from RefSeq and is a predicted model, not a curated record. Bases 17 to 2926 code for a protein of 969 amino acids. Lineage: Eukaryota; Metazoa; Mollusca; Bivalvia; Venerida; Veneridae. The transcript is spliced from 17 exons.
AGCCAAACACGUGGUGAUGACGAAAAUUAAGAUUUACGUGUUGCUAUCGGUGUUAAUCAUAUUAGCGCAAAGUGCUCAUGGAUUUCAAUUACCAACUUACUUUUCAACGGAACUUGCAAGAUAUUCAAAUAUAAGUACAACAAGUACAUGUACCGAUGGUGGUCCAGAGAAUUGCAAUACUACCUGUCCGACAAGGACUAGCUUUCCUUCCUUUACGAAACCAAUAAAAUCGAUAUUUUCCAAAUGCACUGUAUACAAUGGUUCACCGCCCACACACUCGGAUAUAGGCAAUGGUGGGAUCGAAUUCAACUCUUCUACAACAAACUGUCCACUGCAUGAGGAAUAUUAUAAAGAAACUAAUCAGCACUUUACUAUAACUAUGUGGGUCAAAGUAUCAACUAGCACGAAUGUAUUAAGCAUUGGCAGUGGUCUCAAUUUGAAAUAUGAUAGAAAUGCAUUUGUCUUAAAUACAUCAAAACGAACAGUGUCGCCAGGAUGGUAUUUCAUCACUUUGAGGUUUAAUGGCAAAUUAAGUUGGUUUCUCAAUGGUCAGCUGGUUGCGGAUGGUCUUUCCUUUACCGCAUCAACAUCUUACAGUGUUAAACUCGGACCAGGACAAGUUUUGACAUCAUCCUUAAUUUUAGUAGACGUUCGCUGGUACUCGGAUGUAAUUACAGAUAGAGAAAUUGAAUACCUAAACAAAGGGCUAGACGACAAUGAUUUUUGCAGAUGCCCACCAACACACCCUAAAGUCGUGAAAGAUAUCCUUCCAGUCAAGAACAUGAAGUGCACCGAUGGAAGCUCGGAGGUCUUGCGUCUUGGUGAAAACGCUCAUAAUCCUGAAUACAUGGCUGAUGCCAACGCAACAACCAAGUGGGUGUCUGGCACCGUUAAUGAAGUCAAUAUAACUCUAACAUUGAAGACACAGUUUCAGAUCAAACGUUUAUCGCUCAUUGGAAUAGCGAAGCCACCAGCAAGUUUAAAUGCCAUCCUUCUCUUAAAUAAUGCCGAGGUUCAAGCUAUCAGAUUAACUGUGACUGGUGGAAAAGUUUCGUAUGACUUUGAGGAAGGAUCAAUCACUAGUAGAACACAAUACCAAAAGUUCAUAGCUAACAAAGUUAUUGUCCAGGCUAAAUUCAGUACUAAUGACUACCUUACUGUAAGUGAACUAACGCUCGAAGCUAGAUGUAGUUGUUAUGGUAACGAUAAUGCGUGCAGGAUUGUCAAAGAUGGUUACACGUGUAGUUGUUUAUCGUCCUCUAACACCAAUGGGACACAUUGUCAUGCAUGUGGAACCGGCUACUUUCGCAGUGCUGAGCAAUUUGUCUGUAACAACCCAUGUGGCUGCAACAUGACCGGAAGUAUUGACACUCAGUGUUUGGAGGUAGAUGGGCAAUGCACCUGUCACAGCAACAUUGAAGGUAAACAAUGUUCCGUCUGCAAGCACAAUACCGUGAACUUUUCUGAUAGCGGAUGUACAGCAUGCCAAUGUAACCCUGACGGCAUCACUAGCUGUAGUGAUGAUCUAACCUGUAACUGUAAACAAAACGUAGACAUUACGUCUGGUAAAUGUGACAAAUGUCUGCCUAACUAUUAUAAUAUAUCUAGUCCUUCCGGUUGUGCUGCCUGCGAAUGUGAUCCAUCCGGCACCAGGCUCACGGAGCCUUACUGUGAAAGUGGCAAAGGCAAUUGCGAUUGUAGAGCUAAUGUAGAAGGUAAAACGUGUAAAACAUGCAAAGAUGAAUAUUACGGAUUGUCAGGUAACAAAACAGACGGGUGUGAUGCUUGUGAGUGUAAUAUUGUAGGAUCUGAUUCGUUUAUAUGUGACAAAGAUACUGGUCAAUGUCCUUGUUUUGGUGAAAGCAAUCAUACACAAAUUAAUAACAGACAAUGCAUACCGACAGCGUUGAAACUGGAACCUUUGUUUGGACCAAAGGCUGGGUCAACAUUGCUUACCCUCACUGGAACAUUACUUGGUACAAACGCAGAUGUAAAACUUACCAUAGGUGGUGAAGAACAAACUGUUGUUGAUAGGAAUCUUACUUCCAUAGUAUUCAGAACAAAGGAAAGUACAGAAAUAGAAAAUAAACCAAUCAGAUUAGUCUGGAGUUACGGAAGUCACACAUACAGCGAUAACAACUUUGAUAACACAACACAAAUGUUUGAAUACAAGAACAAUCCCCAGAUGAUAGUACCCACAUUAAAUUUAAGAACAUUUGCAAGUGGGGGUUGCAUCAUUCAAGUUGGAGGUGACAAUCUUGACAGUGUUCCGUAUCCAAAGUUGCGACUUUAUCUAGAUGGUGGCAAGGAGAUUCAAUCGCCGUGUGUGGCAACAAAAAAGACAUUAAAGUGUCCGACUCCUACUAUCGAUAUAGAUGAUAAAGAUAGGAAUGUCUCGUAUGGAUUUUGGCUGGACGGAUUAAUGUUAUACGAGAACGUCACUGACAGACAGGGCUCUGAAUUGGAAGUAGUAAAGGACCCUUCUAUUUACACCAACAUGUCGGAAACCUUCCGGAAUACGUUUGAUAAUAUAUUCAAAGUAAAGGGUGAGCGUUUGAAUGAUGCCUGUCGUGACAGCGACGACGUUUCUAUUACUCUUGGACAUAAAAUUUGUGCUAUUCUAACCCGUCAUGACAACGUUAUCAAGUGUGAUCCAGGGGAAAGCUUCCCGGGUACAGCGAGAUCCGUUAAAGUCAAGGUGAAGAUAGGUAACACUACAGUGGUAUGGGGUACACUAAAGAUCAACUCGUUUUGGACCAACACUGAGUUUAUCUGCAUAGCCAUUGGCGCGGGUGUGUUCCUUAUUAUCAUCGUAUUUUUCGGCUGCAUUAUCAAAUGUCGUCGCAAAGGCAACAGUUAUAGCCCUGACGACAGUAUUCCGCUUGAAAUGGGUGAGUCGUUUCCCUUUCAACGUUUGGUUAAGUGA